Molecule: messenger RNA, 2092 nt
Organism: Clarias gariepinus (North African catfish)
Lineage: Eukaryota; Metazoa; Chordata; Actinopteri; Siluriformes; Clariidae
Product: piggyBac transposable element-derived protein 4-like
Exons: 3
Coding region: 134-1927 (597 amino acids)
Source: RefSeq, a predicted model, not a curated record
UAUCACUACCAUGCGCUAUUCACAGGGUAAACAGUUCGAGUGGUCCGCUCUCAAGGUAAGCGCUCUCCUGACAAUACAAUAAAAAGCACCAGGUUUCCACAAGGAUUCAGUGAGUUCCAUACGCGUGUGGAAGAUGGCCCGCUAUACAGCCGAGAAAUCUCCUCAGGUGGCUCCGGACAGUGAGGAAGAAUUUAGCGGCUCCUCGGAUGAAGAUUACGACUCCGACGACGAACAGCUGCAUUUUGAGGAGAGAAUUGAUCCAACUGAGGAGAAUCCAGCAAAUUGUUCCGAUGAGAAUAUGGCUGUAUCACCCUCGUCUUAUCAUGAUCCUAAUCAUACUGAUUCUGACAGUGAAAAUGAUCAGCCUGUUCGAAAGAAAGCAAGGAAAAACAAGCAGGCAAAAUACAGUCAGUCCACUAUGUCAUGGAAAACAGAGACUGAAGCUGACACGAUUCCACAGACUUUGCGAUUCCUGCCUGCACGAGAACCUGGACCACAACUGAGAUCUGCUGACUCGCAUUCUCCCAUGAGUCUGUUCAAACAGUUUUUUUCAGAGAGAGCUGUUUCAACUCUGUGUGACAACACCAAUGCUCAGGCUGCCAAGGCAACUGCAAAGGGACACAAAUAUAAAUGGACAGAUGUCGGCAUCACUGAGAUGUACCACUACAUUGGACUUGUAUUUUACAUGGCCAUGGUGAAGUUGCCCUCAAUCCAGGACUACUGGCGACAGAGCAGUAUUUUCACAGUACCUUUUCCAGCUAAGGUUAUGUCAAGGGAGAGAUAUCGGACAAUUUCAUGGAAUGUGCACAUGAGUCACCCUGAUGCAGACAAGGAGAAUGACAAAAAGAGGGGCACAUCUGAACAUGAUCGCCUGUUCAGGGUUAAACCUCUUAUGGACACUCUCCGCCUUGCUUGCAAAACUAUCUAUCAUCCUAGAAGAAAUUUAACAGUGAAUGAGAGAGUGGUGGCAUGCAAAGCACACACAGGAAUCAGAGCCAAGCCAACAACGUUCGGCUUCAAGUUGUUUGUUCUUGCUGAUUCCUCAAAUGGAUACACUGUGGACUUUUCCGUGUACACGGGAAAGAACAACUUUCCCUCAGGACAUGGACUAUCAUAUGAUGCUGUGACAUCUCUUUUGGAUCGUAAAGUUUUAGGCUCAGGGUACCAUGUGUACAUGGACAGUUUCUUCACAAGUCCAAAGCUCCUAAAGGACUUGCUUACCAUGAAGUUUGGUGCAUGUGGGACAUACAGAGACAACAGGAAAGACUGUCCUCGGAAUGCAGAUAAUUCACUCUCCAAUGAGUCUGCAAGGGGGUCCAUCAGGUGGAUUCGGGAUGGGCCUCUUGUAUUUGUGAAGUGGAUGGACACACAAGAGGUGUCUGUCUGUUCCACCAUCCAUUCUGCUUAUACAGGAGACACUGUGCAGAGGAAGAUGAAGUCACAAGGUACAUGGAGGACAAAGAAAUUUCCAUGUCCUGCUCCUGUGACUGCAUACAACCGGCACAUGGUUGACUUGUCUGGCCAGCUGUUACAGUACUACACUGCACAGCACAAAACAAUGAAGUGGUACAGGAAGAUUUUUCUACACUUCUUGGACAUUGCUGCCACCAACACCUUCAUUGUGCAUAAAGAGCUACAUGGUGAUGUGUCCCAUAAGGAGUUCAUGGAACAACUUAUCACAGAGCUUUGUGGUGUCUCACAGAAAGUAGCACCAAAACGGGUCUAUAGUGACCAUGUGCCAGUUUCAGUAGUCGAUCUAAGCUCUGAUGCCAGGAAUGUUGCGAGUGAUGGUCGCAGGAUGUGUGUAGUUUGCAAAACCGUGUAUGCCAAGCGGCAAAAAACACCAUGGAAAUGUCAGGCAUGCGAUGUUUGCCUGUGUCUUCAGUUAAACAGAAACUGUUUUCAAGAGUGGCACAGAUAUGUGUGACUGUAUAGUGUGCAAGAGUGGGCUUUAACAAACAUAACACCCUGUUUUUUUUAUCUUGUACUAAGAUUAAGAUACUAAGAUCUUGUUUCUAAGAUCAUUGCAAGGUAAUAUAGUAAAUAUUUUGUCUGACAGUUUGAAUUCUCAAUAAACUACAGACUAAAUAUA